This is a messenger RNA of Neurospora tetrasperma FGSC 2508, 429 nucleotides long. RefSeq lists its product as uncharacterized. Lineage: Eukaryota; Fungi; Ascomycota; Sordariomycetes; Sordariales; Sordariaceae. The coding region runs from base 1 to 429 and encodes 142 amino acids. The record is from RefSeq and is a predicted model, not a curated record. The transcript is spliced from 2 exons.
AUGAGCAACGGCGGCGGUCAAGGUGGCGGUUACUACAAGUACCGGUGCAAGCACUUUUACACUUACAACUGCAUGAAUUGGGUCUGGGUCAACUAUGCUGCUUGUGCUACCUGCUUGGCAAUGGGACGGGGAGAAGAAUCGGAAGUGGUGCCAUCGGCAACACGCUUCGAGAUUCGCGUACCUCGGGCGCUAGAUGGCAUGUUGUCCUACGAAUCAACCUGGGUUGCCCCUCCCGUCUUUACUGGAUUGACCUCAACAUUCAAUACCGGCAAUCCAUCUUUGGGCGCUCGCAACAGCUCGACCACCAACCUUAGUGAUUUCACUCCGGCAUUUAGAGGGUCUCCUCCCGAGGUCUUCCCCACAACAAUGACAACAAGCGACACACCUCGGCCUGUCAUGAGCACUACAGGCCUUCACCGAAUGGGUUAG